AGUUUACUGUUUUUGAAACGGAAGUAGCAAUCACGUGAUACAAACAUUAGCCAAAAUGGCAGACACGGAUUCGGGCCAAGUCGAAGAGCCAGUCAUGAUAUGGUUUUACCAGACGGAGAAAGAUGAGGAAGGAGGCAAAGAGGAAGAAGAGUCUGAAGAAGAAGCUGAGCCUAAGUUAAAAUAUGAACGCUUGGUUAAUGAUUUAACUAAGAUUCUCAACAAAGAUGCUGCAAGUUGUAUGGCAGUUCACUCCAAAUUCUUGGCUCUUGGCACUCAUAAUGGUGCAAUCCACAUAUUAGAUCAUGCCGGAUACAACAUCAAAGACAUUCAGGCGCACAAUAACACUGUAAACCAAAUCAGUAUUGAUGAUAGUGGGGACUACAUUGCCAGCUGUUCUGAUGAUGGACAUAUCAUUAUCACUGGUUUAUAUUCAAGUGAAAAUGACCAAUCAAAGAAUUUUGACCGACCAAUCAAAGCAAUUGCUCUUGAUCCCCAGUUUUCAAAGCCAGGAAGUGGCAAACACUACAUUAGUGGUGAUGAUAAGCUUGUUCUUGGAGAAAAGAAUUUCCUUGGUCGCUACAAGAACUACGUUUUACAUAAGGGAGAAGGUCCAAUCCGAAACAUUAAAUGGAAAUCUUUUCUCAUAGCCUGGGCCAAUGAUAAGGGUGUGAAAAUCUAUGACAUGAGUCUAGAGUGCCGCAUAACCAACAUUCCAAAAGAUCAUAGUAAUCGACCUGACCUCUAUCAGUGUAAUCUCUGCUGGAAAGAUGACCGAACCUUGCUGGUUGGCUGGGCAGACUUAAUUAAAAUCUGUGUGGUUCGUGAUAAAACAUCUGAUGUCGAUGCAAACAUGCCUGAACGCUUUGUGGAAAUCACCCACAUGUUCACUACCACACCAGAAUCCAACUGCUAUAUAUGUGGAAUAGCACCCCUGGAAAACAAUCUGGUUGUCUUCACCUAUGACAAAGAAGGCCAACAUAUUGAGGGUGGUAAGUUCAAAGCUGACCGACCCCACCUUCAGAUAUGGGAACCAGAGGAAAAUUACUAUGAGGAGAUAUCUGAUGAUGCUUUAUCUUUCCGAGGAUUCGAAGAAUACCGAUGUUUUGACUAUCAUCUUGAGUGUGUUGUUGAAGAAAGUCUUUACUUCCUCAUUAGCCCUAAGGACGUUGUUGUGGCCAAACUGAGAGAUCAAGAUGACCACAUUACCUGGUUAUUGGAACACGAACGUUAUGAGGAUGCAAUGGAAUCUGCUAUGGCUCACAGUAGAGAACUGAAGAAACAUAAUGUCCAGGAACUCGGAAAGCAAUACUUAGAUCAUCUCCUCGAGGCUGCUGAAUAUGAAGAAGCAGCCCAACUGUGUGUCCGAAUAUUGGGACGUAAGAAAGAACUUUGGGAAUCCACAUUUGAAAAGUUCAAUGAUAUUGGUCAACUUAAGAUUUUGGCCCCCCAUCUUCCCUGUGGUGAUCCUUUACUCAGUCCACAUAUCUAUGAAGUAGUCCUUAAUGAAUUCUUGAGAACAGAUCAUGAGGGUUUCCUUCAUCUGAUUCGGUCGUGGCCACACAACCUCUACAACAUGCAAGUUAUCAUCAACAUUCUCCUAAAUGAACAUGAGAAAGAUAGGAACAACCUUACACUACUGGAGUGUUUAGGAGAGCUAUACAUAUUCCAGAAAAGAUAUGACAAAGCUUUAACUAUUUACCUCCAGAUGAAACACAAGGAUGUUUUUAACUUAAUCAACAAACACAACUUGUUUGAUUCAAUAACCGACCGUAUUGUACAGUUGAUGGAGUUUGAUUCAGAGAAAGCUGUGAUACUGCUGCUUGAUAACAUUGAAAAGAUACCGAUCAAAAAGGUUGUUCAGCAACUGGAACCAACCCCAGAGCUGUUGCAUCGUUACCUUGACAAAUUGUUCCAAAAGGAUCCUCACUUGGGCCAGGAAUACCAUGCAAUGCAAAUAAAAUUAUAUGCAGAGUACGACAGAGAGAAGUUGCUGCCUUUACUCAAGAACAGCACACACUGCCCUCUGCAGGCAGCCCUUGAGGAAUGCCGCAUUCGGAACUUCUUACCAGAACAAGUCUUCCUUCUGAAUAAAAUGGGUGACACAAAAGGAGCAUUACAUGUGAUAAUGGAGCUGCAGAACAAUGUCCAGAAAGCCAUAGAUUUCUGUAAAGAACACAAUGACAAGGAACUGUGGGAUGACUUGAUAACUUUCUCCAUCAACAAACCAGGAUUCAUCACAGGCCUUCUGCAGAACAUAGGAACCCAUGUUGAUCCUAUUAUCCUAAUCAAACGGAUACAGAAUGGUAUGCAGAUCCCAAAACUGCGGGAUUCACUCGUCAAGAUCCUGCAGGAUUACCAGAUUCAGAUUGCCCUGCUGGAAGGUUGUCAGAAGAUCCUUGUCAAAGACAGUUAUAGUUUACUGACAAAACAAAUCAAGACUCGACAGCGAGGAUAUAUGAUUGAUUGUUCUAUUUCAGACGGGCAAAAAUGUGGUAUCUGUGAGAAACCUGUAAUUGAAAACGAUCAAAGAUGUGCUCAAGAUUUGUACAUUUUCUUCUGCCGCCACUCUUUCCACCGUGACUGUAUGGAGGGGAAUGGAUCGAUCUCUUGUUUUAUAUGUAAUUCAGGGCCAGCUGUAUCACAAAAAUAAACAAGAAUGGACCAAAAGGUUGAGGAUCAAGGCCAGCAACAACCGCAACAACAACAACAACCAACGCAUCGAGUAAUACAGUUCAAUAAAAUGUCUAAUUCUGCUGUUAGAGGUAAAUGUUAAACAACAAUGUAUUGUCUGCCUAGCGACUGGACUGAUUAUCUACUCAUGCUGUAUUCACAUGUAAACAUGUUUUGUUUUGGAGAGGACAAAGAGGCGGGUGGGUCACAAAAGAUUUUUAAGAAAUGGGUAGACAUUGUGAUAUCUUUAGUGUUGUUGGGUUUGACACAAUACACCCAUUGUUGACCCUUGUGAUACUUCAAUAAUGGGAUGGGUUUACAUAACGCAUUCUUGUUAACCCUAAAAAUCAAGGUCGCCUUAUUGACCUACCAGUAAGAUUAUGCCAAGCUGACUUCUUAAUACUGCACUUUUGACUAACUUACUCCACCAUGUGAAAUUUCUAUGAAUUUAAUGUCAAUCCAUGUCAUUCCCACUGCUUAUAUAGUCGACCAGUAAUGAUCCCUAUAUAUAUAUCAAGCCACUAAAAGAAGUUCUGUUAACCCAUGUAAUUCCUCCAAUGUUUAUUACAGAAAAUCUUCAUGAUUACUAUAUAUAUAUCAGGCCUCUAAAACAGCUCUCCAUUAACCCAUGUGAUCCCUCUAUGUUUACACAUUUGGCCUGUAUGAUCCCUAUAUACUACACAAUCCCUAAAAUAAUUCGCUGGUGACCCAGCCAAUCCUUUGAGAGUCAGCUUGCUACUAAUAUUGCCCAUGGAUAGUCUUAAUGAGUUUUUACCUACCAUUCAUCGAACUGCUCUGACAGUUUUUAAGGUUUUUUUUUAAUGAACACAAUCCCAUCCACUCCUUAUCAAAAUAUGAAUUCCACCCUACAACAUAAUGAAACUACUUAUUCUCCUUUCAUUAGAAAAAACAUCUUUAACACUCUCUCUCUCUCUCCCCUCUAUAUUACCUGUUGGUUAAAAAGUUCAAAUUGUUAAAAUUUCUGAACUUCAAGCUGGAAAUUUAAACAAUAAAAAUUUUUGAAGAAAAUGAAUUUUCCAAA
Molecule: messenger RNA, 3712 nt
Organism: Octopus sinensis (East Asian common octopus)
Lineage: Eukaryota; Metazoa; Mollusca; Cephalopoda; Octopoda; Octopodidae
Product: vacuolar protein sorting-associated protein 41 homolog
Exons: 28
Coding region: 56-2650 (864 amino acids)
Biological process (GO): vesicle-mediated transport; protein targeting to vacuole; macroautophagy
Cellular component (GO): late endosome; HOPS complex
Molecular function (GO): protein binding
Source: RefSeq, a predicted model, not a curated record